This is a messenger RNA of Medicago truncatula (barrel medic), 2295 nucleotides long. Its product is annotated as SNF1-related protein kinase regulatory subunit gamma-1. The coding region runs from base 577 to 1836 and encodes 419 amino acids. The transcript has 7 exons. NCBI's taxonomy places the organism in Eukaryota, Viridiplantae, Streptophyta, Magnoliopsida, Fabales, Fabaceae. The record is from RefSeq and is a predicted model, not a curated record.
GGCAGAGCUAUUGGAUCAAGAUCGCUCGACUCUAAGUUUAGGCUUGGUAAAUCAGACUUGUAUCGUCUUGAUCCAACAACUCCAGAGUUGUUGACUAAUUGAAUGCAUGAAAAUUGUGACGAAAAACAAUCUAUUCAAUAAACAACAUUAUUCAGUAUUUUUAAUUCUGCUUGCGUCAAAAAAAAUAAAAAAUGCCUACCAGCAUAUCACAAUUCAAAUCUAUAGACUGCACACGAGACAUGGACUUAAUAGCACCAUCUUUCUGUUUAAAAGCUCGCUCAUACUUAAUUUGUUAAAUAAACGUAAGCACCAAUCAUAUAAGUUUUUUUAAUAUCAAACACAUUAGGACUUUUUUAAUCUUCGGAGAUAGAAAAGGUAAAAACGGCUAUGUCCAUGCAUGAGAGCAAGAUCAAUUUACUGAGAGAUUGACACGUAUAACUUGUGACAUUUUUUACGAAUCACAAAGGCCUAAGUUGGCGUUGGGAGAGAGAGAGAGGGUAAAAAAAAAAAAAAGGAAUUAAGUUAAAACUUAAAAGUGUAUGACGUAAACUGAAUCAAGAACAAGAAACAAAGAAAAUGCAAUCUAGGAAAAUAGUGAAUGAUGGUUUAGUCGCUGAGAAGAAGGAAGAUAAUAAUGAUCAGAACGUGCAUGUUGAUUCUGCCACUGCCCUUCAACAAUUUCUUGAUCACAUACCCAUUAGUUCAAUAUCCGGCAUAAACAAUUCACAUGUGUUGGAAAUAAAAUCUGGAGGCACUAUAAGGGAUGCAAUUCAUAUGUUGUACGAAAAGGACACAUUUGGUGCUGUCAUUGUGGAUGUUUUGAACACUGAAACAUCAAGCAUAAGGUUUUCUGAUCGCUAUAUUGGUUUCAUUUCUUUUCCAAACAUGGUUCUUUGGUCUCUUGAGGAAUGUGAAAAGAUAAGAGAAGAUGCCGCUGAUAACCAUAUCAAGGAUAUAGAGAACCAAGGUUUAUUCUCUAUCUUGGACCGGAUUCCUCAGAUUGGCCAAACCAAGGUUGGCGAAUUGGCCAAGUCAUUCCUCUGGGAACCAUUUUUCCCGGUACGGUUGAAUGACACGAUUUUGCAUGCAUUGCUACUUCUUUCUAAGCACAGGCUGCAAGUUUUGCCUGUCAUGCAACAACUUGAUGCUGCACUCAUCGGCUUUGUUACACAGAAUGCCCUAGUCCAACUACUUCUUCAAUCAAGCGAACUAGAGUGGUUCAAUAAUGUUGCAGACAAGAACUUAUCAGAUUUCCGAUUUGAAGGCCAAGAACAUCUUAGUUGUGUGUUUGGAGACCAAACUGUUGCAGAUGCUUUGAAGUUGCUUUGGCAGAACCAAACUUGUGCAGUUGCAGUUGUAGAUAGACAAACCAAGAAGCUCAUUGGUAAUGUGAGGAACAGUGACAUUUAUAAUCUUGUAAAGAAUGAUGACCUACUUAGAAAUAGAAAGAUUUUAACAGUCGAAGAAUUUGUUCACACAAAGACCGACAAGACAGACGCUGAACCAACCAUUAAACAUGAUCAUGGUACUAAUCACACGGCAGGAAGUCUCCACCUGAAAAACAGCUUCACAUCGAGAAUGGAUUCACCGGUAACCAACAGAGCAAACCAAACGCUCAAGCAAGUAAUGGAGCAUAUGACACAGACUAAUAGCAGUUUCAGUUUUCUGAUAAAUGAUAAUGAACAAGUUACAGGUGUGAUAACAGUGAGAGAUGUCAUUCUGCAAUUUGCACCUCCAUGUGUGAAUUCUAGUAUUGGUGGAGGUGGAUUUUUUGAAUUGGCAUUGGAGCAGAGUGGAUGUAGAAUUAACAAUGGAACUAUCAUUCGCAAUCGUUGAACAAGGUAUGCGCCGAUGCAUUUAUUUAGAGAAAAUAUAUGCAUUAGGCAAUGGAAUGUUGCCCACGACAAACAUGAAGAUAUUUUUCAGGAAUUUGGAUUUCGUACAAUUAAAAAUGACAGUGGAGAUGAUCUUAGUUGUUGGUAUAAAUUGGAUGGUUGAAAACUGAUUUAUUAAAUUACCAAUGCAGUCUUCCAAUCUUGUAUUUAUUGCACUGAUGCUAUCAUUUUUUGUAUUUAUAAUACUAGUAGACAUCAUUAACUUCUAAUCUUUGUCUAAGAUGGCCCCAGAACAUCUGGGUUUGAGAUGACAAAAUUACUCGCCUUUGAAUAUAUGUGGUUAAACUGUUGCAGGAUGGGUUUGAAUAGUUUAAUGGAUAUUGUUUUUGAACUCAUGUUAAAGAUAACUCAUCCUACCAUGAUCCUAGAUUGACUAUCCACCAUAUCCCUGACCAUCUCA